UGCCACUUUUGUGUCAGGCCGUACUUUUCUCCCCUUCGCCCACGAUCAGGCGUGCCUGUGCCCUAAAAAGUACGGCCUGAUACUCAGGUUACAAGAAAAUAAACUUCAUUCGUUGUUAUUUUUACGUUGUAAAUCCUAAAAAGUUUGUCAAAAUUUUAUCAAAACGAUGUCAUUUAGCCGAGAAUAUGCUCAUCGUCUACCAAUUCCUACAGCAGAAGAAAUACUGGAAGAUUUUAAUUCCACAAAGAACAAAGAUUUUAUUGAUCCAUUGUUUAAUUAUUUACCUGAAAAUGAAUUAAAUAUGCAAGAGUGUGGUAAGCACUAUAUAUGUAGGGAUUGUUGGAGCUGGCUUCGGAUUCCUUCAAUAUGCAAUUAUCAUUUUGACUCUGAGACGAGUUCAAUUGUCUCUUGACUCUAAGUCGCUAACAAACUAUGCCGCUUGCCGCUAUAAACAAGCUACACACAUUCUCUGUAAGGGAUGACCCCUUACUGGACCUCUAAGUGCUCUCCUCUUGAAUAAUCUGGCAUUAGACAGAGUAAAAUUGUAUAGUAAGGCGCAUCCCGCAUUGGGGCACAAUGCAACUUAAUUGGUUAAUUAAAUUGUUGAAUGCGGCACAAGGCUGUCCCUUUGAGAAGUAAAUAAUUGUGUCCGGAAUAUGACAUUUAAGAGGUCGAUAAGGCUCCUUUAAGGGCUCAACUCCUCUUCAAUUACUGGGGGCAGUUGUCAUGAAGUAUCUAGACACAAUAGCAUCUAUGUUAUCACCAUUUGUUUUUCUCUUUCAGAACACAAGGCUGACAAGGACUCAUCACCGAGCACAAAAGGAGAGCAGGAAAAACAAAAAGAAAUUACCGACACAUACAAUAAAGUUUCAGAGUUUUUAGAACAGAACAAAAACCUUAGACAAUCUAUUACAUCAAUGAAUGAACUCGCCAAAGAAUUACAUGCAAAGAAAGAGAACUUGACACAAUUGAUUUCUAAUAUAAAUGAAAACAUGCAAGAAAAAUAAAAUAUAUAAACGCCAAGUAAAAUUGAUAUAACAGAAGUUUAAAAAUGUUAGUUAAUUAAUAAAGGUAGUAUAUUUGGUUUUCAUAUGUUUCAGCAGCCUCAAGAGCCAUAGGGAAGAGUACAGUGAAUAUAUGGCACUUUAUCCAUUAAUUGUUUAUCAAGUCGGUAUAUUACCUGUUUCAAAGUGAAAUAUUGCUCAUUUCACAAUGCAAAAACAAACCACAAGCAUUGUGGGAAGGUCAGGACAACACACUUCAAUGUAAUGCAACAGGGCCGUAGCAACCGGGGGGGCUGCAGCCCCCCCAAUAAUUUGCUAAUAAUCAUUCUUUUUUCAAAAUCAUGCAAACUUUAUCAUUUAAUCUGUGACAAACUGCAAAGAAUGAAGAUAUUACUCAUACUCCAGAUCGUUCCUCGCGUAGAAAUUUUAGCUGAAUUUCUGUCGCGCAUUUUCAAGAAAAUCCCACAAAAUCUGCACAUUUUUGAUG
Paramuricea clavata is the source of this 1491-nucleotide messenger RNA. NCBI's taxonomy places the organism in Eukaryota, Metazoa, Cnidaria, Anthozoa, Malacalcyonacea, Plexauridae. The record is from the annotation of a GenBank genome assembly.